GCUGUGAGACGCCUGAUCAGCCAGACUUACUCCCUCAGGACCCCUCCUGGCCCAGCCUCCUCUCACAUCCAUCAGGCAGGAGAUUUAAACCAGUGCUGGGCUGGGAGUGCCUGGGCUAAACCAUAAACAACUACAAGGAAACCCUCUGACUUUAGAAACUCUGCAGGAUAAAGGGAUGUUUGCCACUGAGCCCGGGCUGGGAGACACUUUAAUGGGACUAUAAGGGUCACAGUGGAUUCUUCCAGGUUAUGUACAUCUGAGAUUUAACAAGUGCUUAAUAUUCCUUGAGAAGAGAGAGAGACCCCAACAGAACAAGAUGUCCACACUGAUAGACACCAGCAUGGGCUCUCUGCAGAUAGCAACAAGUAUGGAUCGCUCUUGUACGCCAUCUCCACCAAACUCGCCAAACCUGCACAACGAGAGCUGUAAUAUUGCUCCUCUCACUCCGUCCCAGUCACCGCCAAGUGAGCAUCGGACAAUGAGAAGGGCUCAGUUCUUCGUAGUUGUGGCAAUAGAUUUUGGAACCACUUCCAGCGGCUACGCUUUUAGUUUUUCGAAAGACCCAGAAGCCAUUCACAUGAUGAGGAAAUGGGAAGGGGGUGACCCUGGUGUUGCCCAUCAGAAAACCCCCACAAGUUUGCUGCUAACCCCCGACAAGAGCUUUCACAGCUUUGGCUACACGGCCAGGGAUUACUUCCAUGAUCUGGACCCUGAAGAGGCCAGGGACUGGCUGUACCUUGAGAAGUUUAAAAUGAAGAUUCACAGCACAAGUGAUCUCACCAUGAAAACAGAACUGGAAGCUGUAAAUGGCAAAAAGGUCCAGGCAUUGGUGGUAUUUGCCCAUGCACUGAGGUUCUUCAAGGAGCACGCAGUGCAGGAGUUGAGGGACCAAUGCCCAUCUCUGAAUGAAAAAGAAGCAAUAAGAUGGGUGAUAACUGUGCCAGCCAUAUGGAAACAGCCUGCGAAACAGUUCAUGAGGGAAGCUGCGUACCUGGCUGGUUUAGUAUCUCCUGAAAAUCCUGAGCAGCUGCUAAUUGCUUUGGAGCCUGAAGCUGCCUCAAUUUACUGCCGAAAACUCCGACUCCAUCAACUCAUUGAUCUUAGCUCUAAGGCAUUUUUCAAUGGCUAUUCAACCGACCGCACAAUAGACUCCAGCUUCAGACAAGCAAGAGAGCAGCUCCGACGAUCUCGACACAGUCGGACAUUUCUAGUGGAGACCGGAAUGGGCGAGCUAUGGUCAGAAAUGCAAGCAGGGGACCGUUACAUUGUGGCAGACUGUGGGGGAGGAACGGUGGAUCUCACAGUUCAUCAGAUUGAACAGCCGCAGGGAACACUCAAGGAACUUUACAAAGCAUCAGGGGGUCCAUAUGGAGCUGUUGGGGUAGAUCUCGCCUUUGAAAAGAUGCUGUGCCAGAUAUUUGGAGAAGAUUUCAUCCAGACUUUUAAGGUGAAGCGGCCAGCGGCCUGGGUUGAUCUGAUGAUUGCUUUUGAGGCACGGAAGAGAACAGCGGCUCCCCAAAGGUCCAACCACCUCAACAUUUCUCUGCCGUUCUCCUUCAUUGACUUCUUCCGGAAACACAAGGGACAGAACGUGGAGACGGCUCUAAGGAAGAGCAGGUAUUUAAACUAUGUGAAGUGGUCAUCGCAAGGAAUGCUGCGGAUGUCCUCCGAGGCUAUGAAUGACCUGUUCCAGCCGACCAUCUGUCAGAUAGUUCAGCACAUAGAGGACCUGAUGAAAAAACCAGAGGUGAAAGGCAUAAAAUACCUGUUUUUGGUUGGGGGCUUCGCAGAGUCUCCAAUGCUACAGAAUGCCGUCCAAACAGCUUUCAGUGAAGUCUGUCGUGUCAUUAUACCACAAGAUGUUGGUCUCACCAUACUCAAAGGAGCUGUCCUUUUUGGCUUGGACCCCACCAUAGUGAGAGUUAGACGUUCCCCAUUAACCUACGGAGUUGGUGUUCUCAACAAGUUUGUGGAAGGGAAGCAUCCAAAAGAAAAACUUCUUGUGAAAGAAGGAAAGAAUUGGUGCACUGAUAUUUUUGACAAAUUUGUUUCAGUGGAUCAGUCAGUGGCCCUUGGAGAUAUUGUUCAACGUAGCUACUGCCCAGCUCGACUUGGCCAACGCAAAAUCAUCAUCAACAUUUAUUGCUCAUCUACAGAUGACGUGGUAUACAUUACUGAUCCCGGUGUAAGGAAGUGUGGAACCAUAAACCUGGAAUUGCCAGACAUAAAUGAGUCCAAUGCAAAACUGGGUCGCCGGGAGAUCAAAGCCAGUAUGCAGUUUGGGGACACUGAAAUUAAAGUGACUGCCAUGGAUGUUAAAACUUCAAAGACAGUGCGAGCCGCCAUAGAUUUCCUUUCCAACUGACAAAGUUAUCAUCCCAUUUAAUAAUAAUUUCUAGCACAUUUUGUAAAUUAUAAAGAAACAGCUACAUUUUGGGGACUAACAUAUUUUACACCAUUAAAUGAUAAAGAAGACUGUAAUCUGUGUUAGAACUCAGUUCUAUUGGCAAAUAAUUUUCACAAGACUCUCGUUAAAAGUUAACAAGGAAUUUUUACCACUUGGGAAACCAAUUCGAGCACUGCAACUUUAUAAGAAAUUACAGUUGUACUAACAUAUGCAGAAAUGAAUGGUGUAUUUUAUGAUUAUGUUGAGUGGAUACUAUAGCAACAGUAGAAUCCAGUUUUCUUGUGUCAUGAAUUAGAGGGCUUGAAUGCAUUUUAAUUGAUAAUCUACUGUACAUGAAGUGUUAGAUUGUUUGCAAGGUAUCUCUUCUCUUUGUUUGCAGGAACAGAUGACAACACUUUGUACAUUAUUUUAAUUAGUUCAAACUUAAAAAAAAACAAAGGACUAAUUCUAUGGACAAAUCAAUUUUACAAAAAGACAAAAAAACAACAAUUUUAAAAUGCAUUUUCUUACUACUGAAAUAGUUUAGCGUAAAAAUAGGCAUUGUUACCAAAGCUCUUAUAUUAUGUUUUAUACCUAAAAUCUAUGCACAAUAUUAUUCAGGAUAAUCAUUUUCAUUUUAUCUAUCCACAUAUAUCUUACUCAGUGUUUUAAAUAUCUUACUAAAUUUCAUUUUCUUUAAAAUUGCCAGUUAUUUCGUCUACAUAUUUUAUAUGAAAACUUUUAUAUGUACUCCAAAAUUUUAUUUUUGUAUUUGUAACCCUAGUUCUGCUUUCUAAGUGGUUUAUGAUAUUCAUAAUGCUUGAUAUGUGCAAUUUAUAAUCCAGUUGAAGUAAACAAUAACCCAUGUUUUAACCUAUUUACUUCUGAAUAUUUUUUUAAACAUAAAUGUCAAUGGUCUAUAUGAGGUAGCCAAACAAGUCAUAGGCUGAACAUGCCAGUAACAUUAUUAUUUCAGGCUAAACUUUGAAAAAUCAUUUAAAAAUUAACAGAAGGUUUUCCAUUAAAGUCUUUUCUUUCCUAACAGUACAAUUCAGUUAGAGACUUUUGUUGAUUGCCACUUAAAGGGGCAUUGUACAUUAGAUUUUUCUUAGCAUAAAUGUUUUGUAGAUGACCCAUUUAUAUAGCCCAUCUGGGUGUGUUUUUGUAAAAAUGUAUAGUUUUGCUUCUUUUUAAAUAAUAUUGUGCUGAUUUUCCCCAAAA
Messenger RNA from Bombina bombina (fire-bellied toad), 3607 nucleotides. It is a transcript of the gene HSPA12B, whose product is annotated as heat shock protein family A (Hsp70) member 12B. The record is from RefSeq and is a predicted model, not a curated record. NCBI's taxonomy places the organism in Eukaryota, Metazoa, Chordata, Amphibia, Anura, Bombinatoridae. The transcript has 13 exons. The coding region runs from base 317 to 2365 and encodes 682 amino acids.